Lotus japonicus is the source of this 787-nucleotide messenger RNA. RefSeq lists its product as uncharacterized. Gene Ontology annotation, molecular function: 5S rRNA binding; structural constituent of ribosome. The transcript has 2 exons. The record is from RefSeq and is a predicted model, not a curated record. Bases 53 to 661 code for a protein of 202 amino acids. Lineage: Eukaryota; Viridiplantae; Streptophyta; Magnoliopsida; Fabales; Fabaceae. Gene Ontology annotation, biological process: translation. Gene Ontology annotation, cellular component: ribosome.
AAUAAUUUUGUUGUUAGAAACGGGUAAGGGUAAGAAGAAGAAGAAGAAGAAGAUGACGAUGACGAUGACGAUAGAGUGUGUUGCUUCGCCAUCGCGAAGCGCAUGUGUAACGCUAUCUUCUCAGGCUCUGCUGCCUCAACUGCAAUCCCCUAAAUCGGUUUCAUUUUCAUGGCUUUCUUCAUUUCCCACUUUAACCAACAUCUCUUUCUCUCCGUCGCCGUCGCCGUCGCCGUUGCUCUUGCGCACCAAUCCCUCACUCUUCAACGGUUCUUUUGUUCGCGCUGCCUGGACCCGAAGAUCUCGGGGUGAAGCUGCAAAGAGACCUAACAGGAAAUCAUGGAAGCAGAGGACAGAUAUGUACAUGAGACCCUUCUUAUUAAAUGUUUUCUUUUCAAAAAGAUUCAUUCAUGCAAAAGUGAUGCACCGAGGAACAAGCAAAGUCAUAUCUGUUGCUAACACUAACUCCAAGGAUCUUCGAAAUUCUCUUCCAUCCUUAACUGAUCAUGAUGCUUGUAGAGUAGUUGGAAGGCUUAUUGCUCAGCGCUCAAAGGAAGCUGAUGUGUAUGCAUUGGCAUAUGAACCCAGAAAGGAUGAAAGGAUUGAAGGUAAAUUAGGAAUUGUUCUUGAUACUAUCAAAGAAAACGGGAUUAUUUUUGUUUGACCCCAUUCCUUAUCAACAACUUAUCUCCUUUUAUUGCCUGUUACAAUUUCUAUUUGAUUUUGUGCGUUUAUGUUUUUUAUUGAUGAACUCCAUUCUUGUGGUUUUUAAUUGAAUUGUUUUAAUCUA